CGUGACAAUAAUGUACGCCUCCGGUGUUGCCCGUUGUCGCUAUGCUUGGAUCCCCCGAGCGCCGGCCUCCAUCGACCCCCUCGAUGCCGUCGUCCUCCCGUUCCCCCACUGAUGCCGCCGGAUUCCUCUGCCCUUGGCCGCCUCCAGUUCCCCUCCUCCUCCUCUCGCCUUAGCGCCGCUGUCGUUCCGUGGUUCUUGCUCUUGUUGCUAGCAUUCUGGUGGAUUUGGGAGACGAGAUGACGGACUCCGUGGAUGUUGUGCUGCAGUUCUUAAGGAAGAAUAGGUUUAUGCACGCUGAGGCUGCUUUGCGUGCGGAGCUCAAUGCGCGGCCGGACUUGAAUGGGUUCCUCCAGAAACACCUCGCCGAGGAGAAAGAAGCUUUGGGAGAACAUGUCGGAACGGCUAGUGGUAUGACGCAGAAAGGCAUGAGCGUAUAUAGCGGAGAGAUGGAAAAUGAGUUCAUCGUCAAGGAGAUUGAAGUAGGUGGUGCUGGAAACGGAUCCAAAAGAAAGAAAAAUAGCACUUAUAAUUGGGGUCCAGAGAGCCAUCCAGUGGAUCCACACACUUGGAAUUAUAGUUCUGCUGGUAGUACUGUCAAUUGUGUUGUCAACAAUAGCAGCACUCGUGACAUCACCAAUAACUUCGCUGAUCUUUUAAUAUCCAAGGAACCGAAGCAUCAACAUGAUUCUUCUAUGUCAGAAAAGAGGGACUUGACUGUUGGAACCAAGAGUGAUCUAUCAGGGGAGCAAAAUAGGGUUUCCGACAGAAGGGGUAAAGUUAAAGAUGAGGUGGAAGUGAAUCCUGAGAUCAAUCAAAUUGUUGACCAUAAGGACGAUAAUGCCUUCUCCGAAGACCAUUUUAUUGAUAAGCUGUGGUUACAAAGUGAAAAUCUAUCAACAGAUUGUUCUGUUAAAACAGUCUUUCCAUUUCCUGCACAUAAUACAACAUCCAGUUUUGAAGGCCAUCUUGAUUAUAGAAAGGGGCUAAGAAAGAAAGCAGAAAGUGAUGAUUUUAAGGAAGCAACAAGAGAACAACCAGAUGGAAUGAGCUGGUCACACUUCUCUGGAGAGUCUCGAGAAAAUCUAAAGAUGAAAGAAUCUAGAAUCCUUGAUCUAUCAUUUAUUGGUGAGAAUCACAAGGAAGAGCUGCCAAAAUUGCGCCCUGUGCGGCUUAAGUCAGAAGACAAAUCAAUAAACAUGGACAUUGAGGAAAAGGCUGGUCAUCAUGAACCUGGGAUAAGGCUAUCCAAAGCAGAGAAGACGUUCACGUUUGGAUCUCUUGUUGAUGUACCUAUUGGGCAAGAAUUCAACUCUUCAGGUGGGAAGCAAACAAUUGGAAGUAGUUGGCUCUCUGUAAGUCAAGGAAUUUCUGAGGACACUUCUGAUUUUGUAUCUGGUUUUGCUACCAUUGGUGAUGAAUCGAUUGAUUAUCCAAAUGAGUAUUGGGAUUCUGAUGAAUAUGAUGAUGAUGAUGAUGAUGAUGAUGUUGGAUACAUGCGACAGCCUAUUGAAGAUGAGACCUGGUUUCUAGCUCAUGAAAUUGAUUAUCCAAGUGAUAAUGAAAAACACUGUCAUGAUAAUGUUCCUACCUGGCAGGACCAUACUCUAAGAAAGGAUGAAGAUGAUGAUCAAUCUUUUGCUGAAGAGGAAUUUCACUUGUCAAGUGAGCAGUAUUUGCAGCCAAAGAAUGUUGAGAAAACUGCUGCUGCUCAGGGAACCAUAGGUCAUAAAAUGUUGUAUAGGAGGAUAGAAGAAAAUGAUCUGUUAGCUCAGUAUGAUGGGCAGUUGAUGGAUGUUGAAGAGCUGAGUUUGAUGCGUGCAGAACCUGUUUGGCAGGGCUUUGUCACACAGAAUAGUGACCUCAUUAUGCUAGGAAAUGGGAAAUUUUCUAAUGAAAUUGAACAAUGUCGCACUGAUCCUUUUAUGGAAGAUGAUCAACAUGGAUCAUUUAGGUCAAUUGGUGUGGGCAUAAACAGUGAUGCUGCUGAUAUUGGCAGUGAAGUUCAUGAAAGCUUGGUUGGAGGAAGUAGUGAAGGAGAGUACUUUCUGGAUUAUGAUGAUCGGAUGAGUGGCAAAAGACAUUCUCAAAGUAAUACAACUAGGACAAAUAUGAACAGGUCAAAGAGGGGCAAUCUGAGGGGAAGUAAGCAAGAUCCAGGUAGUUAUAUUUUGCCAUCUGAUAAGACUGUGUACUUAUCAGGAGUUGGUUUUCAGGACAGUGGGUUUUCUUUCCUACCGCCUUCAAUAACAUCAGAUUUGAUUAAGGAUGAUUCUUGUAAACCAUUAUGGUCAAGCAACGGCAACAAUGUGGUUGGUAUUUUGGAUGGCUGUCGAGAUGGCAUGGUUACAGAGGGUAUGCUUGGUACAUGGAGGAGAAAAAGCAGUGAUUCUUCUCCUAUUCAGAGCUCCAGGGAUGAUAAAACUUCUGAUGGUGUUAGAUCAAGAAAAUCAAGUGCAUCAGCCUCAAAGGAUGAUUUUGCAGAAGCAGAGGUUGUGAACAGAGGAGUAAAUUACAUAACAGGUGAAGCAGGAGAAGAAGAUGUAGAGACUACAUUAGAGGAUGAAGAAGCUGUGGUAUUGCAGGAUCAAGUAAAACAGAUAAAAGCUCAAGAGGAGGAAUUUGAGACUUUUGAUCUGAAAAUAGUUCAUCGGAAGAACAGAACUGGCUUUGAAGAAGAUAAAAGUUUCCAAGUUGUACUGAAUUCUGUGAUUGCUGGACGUUAUCAUGUCACUGAGUAUCUGGGUUCAGCUGCAUUCAGCAAGGCAAUUCAGGCACAUGACUUGCACACUGGCAUGGAUGUCUGUGUGAAGAUUAUAAAGAAUAACAAAGAUUUUUUUGAUCAGAGCCUUGACGAAAUCAAGCUUUUGAAAUUUAUUAACAAGCAUGAUCCUGCUGACAGCUACCAUAUUUUGCGUUUGUAUGACUACUUCUACUAUCGGGAACAUUUGUUGAUAGUUUGCGAACUUCUCAAAGCCAACUUAUAUGAAUUCCACAAGUUCAACAGAGAAUCUGGUGGAGAGGUUUAUUUCACAAUGCCAAGGCUGCAGUCAAUUACUAUUCAAUGUCUGGAGGCACUUCAGUUUCUGCAUGGCCUUGGUCUUAUUCAUUGUGAUCUGAAGCCUGAGAAUAUAUUGAUAAAGAGCUAUAGUAGAUGUGAAGUUAAAGUAAUUGACCUUGGUAGUAGCUGCUUUGAAACAGAUCAUUUAUGUUCUUAUGUGCAAUCACGAUCAUAUCGUGCACCAGAGGUUAUUUUAGGUCUACCAUAUGACAAAAAGAUAGACAUAUGGUCCUUAGGAUGUAUCUUGGCUGAACUUUGCACUGGAAAUGUUCUUUUUCAAAAUGAUUCUCCUGCAACACUACUUGCACAGAUAAUGGGAAUCAUUGGCCCCAUUGAUCAAGAUAUGCUUGCAAAGGGAUGUGAUACAUACAAGUAUUUCACAAAAAAUCACAUGUUAUAUGAAAGGAAUCAGGAAACUAACAGGCUAGAGUACUUGAUUCCAAAGAAGACAUCAUUACGACAUCGUCUGCCCAUGGGUGAUCAAGGUUUUAUUUAUUUUGUUGCUCACCUUCUCGAAGUAAACCCAAAGAAGCGUCCAAGUGCUUCACAGGCGCUCAAACAUCCAUGGCUCUCCUAUCCUUAUGAACCUAUUUCAUCUUGAUUUCUUAUGCAUGGAAUGAAUCUUGUUGCUGGAGAGUGUUCUUUUCCACAUGAUCAACAGAUUCUGCGUUGUGGUCCAUCCGAAAUUCCAGAUUGCACAAACACGGCUGCAUCAUCGUACCACAAAAUUUUUAGUGGCCAAGAAGUUUGGAUUCCACCGGUUUGCUUCUUCCUCAGGGUGUCACAUGUGACAGUAGGUGCCAACCACCCAACUUCGAGCGAAGUUGUGUUGUAAUCUAACUUAUUUAUGUUUCCUUUUGUCCAUCCUGUUGUAUAUUAUGUGAUUAAUAUUUUAGGUUGUAUGCAUUGUUGUUUGUAACCCCCAUCACUCACCAUAUUCUUUAGUUGCUAUCCUCAAGAAGCUGUGUACAAAACAAUACUAGGGAGCAUGGUGUACUAUUUUUGGAUCCUUUAUUUCACUCAAAAAUCGUAUCGUUCA
Messenger RNA from Musa acuminata subsp. malaccensis (wild Malaysian banana), 4097 nucleotides. RefSeq lists its product as uncharacterized. The record is from RefSeq and is a predicted model, not a curated record. Gene Ontology annotation, molecular function: ATP binding; protein serine/threonine kinase activity; protein tyrosine kinase activity. Gene Ontology annotation, cellular component: cytoplasm. Gene Ontology annotation, biological process: peptidyl-serine phosphorylation; peptidyl-threonine phosphorylation. NCBI's taxonomy places the organism in Eukaryota, Viridiplantae, Streptophyta, Magnoliopsida, Zingiberales, Musaceae.